CCCUCAGUUUUCAAACAGAUUAUUGUAGACCACAACGAUAGCUUUGGACGUGUUUCCUCAAACCGUAUCGGAAGAGCUUGUUUGAUAUUUCUAAAUAUUUUUUUCUUUCAAAUUCAUCCAAGAAAGCAGCUUCAGUGCUAUGGCAAAGGGAGAGGGAGGUGAACAAUACUCCAACGCCAGUUUAUUGAAUAAACCUGUCAGCGCGGAUGGUAUCAAGCUCGCAAGGAAGCAUGAGCACGGGAACAGAUUGUCAGUCUGCAGCAAGAUCUGCUAUGCCAUUGGCGGAGCACCCUACCAGAUCACGGGGUGUGCCCUGGGAUUUUUUCUGCAGAUCUAUCUACUGGACGUAGCUCAGCUGGAUCCCUUCUAUGCCUCCAUCAUCCUGUUUGUGGGCCGCGCAUGGGACGCCAUCACAGACCCCACAGUGGGCUUCCUGGUCUCCAGAAGUCCGUGGACACGUUUUGGACGCAUGUUGCCCUGGAUUCUUCUGUCCACCCCUCUGGCUGUGCUUUCCUAUUUCCUCAUCUGGUACGUCCCUCCCUUUGACAACGGCAAAGUCAUCUGGUACCUGUUCUUCUACUGCGUCUUCCAGACUCUGCAAACUUGCUUCCAUGUGCCGUACUCGGCCCUCACCAUGUUCAUCAGCUCUGAGCAGAAAGAGAGAGAUUCAGCCACAGCAUACAGGAUGACAGUGGAGGUUCUGGGCACAGUUCUCGGUACAGCCAUCCAGGGGCAGAUCGUGGGCAUGGCUAACGCCCCCUGCCUCCCAGGGCCCGGUGACAUCUUGGUGGACCCGAGCAACUCCUCUCUGUCCGUGGGACUCAAUGACUCUGCGCCUGUCAUUUCCCUGGAUCACACGAAAGCAGCCUACAUGAUUGCAUCUGGCAUCAUCUGCAUCAUCUAUGUCCUCUGUGCCAUUGUUCUUUUCUUCGGUGUGAGAGAGCAGAAAGAGUCGAGCCGUCCCAGGUCAGAGCCCAUGGGUUUCUUCCAGGGGAUUAAGCUGGUGAUGGGACAUGGACCCUACGCCAAAUUGGUCAUGGUCUUCCUCUUCACCUCGCUAGGUUUCAUGCUCCUGGAGGGAAACUUUGCCCUGUUCUGCAGCUCCACACUGGGCUUCAGAAACGACUUUCAGAAUAUACUGCUCGUCAUCAUGCUCUCCGCUACUCUGGCCAUUCCCUUCUGGCAGUGGUUUCUGACUUGCUUUGGGAAAAAGACGGCGGUUUACGCUGGCAGCUUGUCUGUGGUUCCCUUCAUGAUCCUGGUGGUGAUCAUAAAGAGUAACCUGAUCGUCACCUACAUUUGCUCCUUUGCUGCCGGGGUCGGAGUGGCUGCAGCCUUCCUGCUGCCUUGGUCUAUGUUGCCUGAUGUUGUCGACGAUUUCCAAGUUCAGAACCCGGAGUCCACCGGUCACGAAGCUCUCUUCUAUUCCUUCUAUGUCUUCUUCACCAAGUUUGCCUCCGGUGUCUCUCUUGGCAUCUCCACCCUCAGUUUAGAUUUUGCAGGCUACAUCAGUAGAGGCUGCUCUCAACCACAGGAAGUGGAUAUAACCUUGAAGGUGCUGGUCUCUGCCGCCCCCAUCGCUCUCAUCCUAAUCGGCCUGGUCAUACUGUAUUCGUAUCCAAUCAAUGAGGAGAGGAGGCAAGGCAACCGCAAGCUGCUACAGGAGCAGAGGGACAAUGAGGACGAUUCAGAAACAGACUCAACAGAACUGUCCAACAUGGUGUAGCACCUUGAAGAGAGCCACGGACCAAUCGGGUGAUCGACUGGCAUUUUGCACUGGGCGGGACCAACUAACCUGGGCCUGUCGGAUCAUACUGUACAGACACUGCCUUGUCCAAUCACACUGCUGCUCUUCCAAGUCCACAAGACUUGAAUGACUCAAGUGUCAUCGCUUCAGCCAAGCUGAGGCCUUUCUGAAAGCAUCCUACUCUGUGCAUUUGUAAUGUGUUCCCAGCAUGAAAUUCACUCUCCUCUUUCAUCCAGUCAGAUCUCAGAAGCCUUACUUUUUUUUGUAAAAGUUGGCCUUGUUCUAAGUUAAAAUUGCACAAAACCAUGACAUGUGACGGGAGCAUGUUUUGUCAGUGCUGCCGUUAUUGGUGCUACAAGCUGGAACUGAACAGUCCUUGAACUUCUUACAUUUAGCAUUAAUGACAGCUCUAUGGUUCUGAACGCCGUUACAGACUUGAACAAACAGUGAUAACGCCUUAAUAUCAGCUCCUUUCUGGGGUUAAAAACUGACAGUCACUUGCUCUUGAGUCACUGACUUGGUGUUUAUGUUUAAAGUGUUAUAUUGUGUUUUGUAAUUUUACAGAUAAUCCUCAUAGUUUACUGACACCAGUUAGCUAGUUUGUCUCCAUCUCAUUCCCAGCCUACUGGCUUUUUUUUUUUUUAAAGAAGCAUCAUAUUGUGAUGUUGAAAUAGAAAGUAACAGCUCUUAAUAGUUCAACACCAUCAUACUGAAACCACUACAAUAGUUAAGCAGUUAGUUUGCAAUUACAUUACAAACAUGACCUUAUUUAUAGGACAGCUACUGAAGACGGGAAAAGCUUUUUUUUUCUAAAUGCUUUCAUUUCCUAAAAACUGAGCAAAGCGGUGAUGACAGCCGGUACAGAUUUAGUGAUAUUUAAGUAUUUAUUUGUUUUGAUUUUUUUACUGUCUUUGAAUUCAUGUUUGCUGGAAAGUCAUGCUCCUUGCAGUAUGUAAAUGUAUGUAAGGCCUGUGAGGUUCCAACUGAAUUAGAAGUUUCGGGGGGGAGGGCAUAUUUUAAAAACCUUCACAUGCCUUUUAAUGCAUGUUGCCAUAGCUACUACCUUUGCUAUAUGCAUAUGAAAAGGGAAGCACAUAAUUGUGAAACAGAAUAUUGUAAGAUGGGGGGGGGGGGGGGGGGGGUGAACUCCCGUGUUUGUAUUUUGAAUGUUAAUUUUUCUUUGUAUAUAUGUGUGUUUAUUGAAGGAACAACCAGGAUGCUUUGUAAACAUCUCAAUCCCUGUCCUGAAACGUGUGGAUUGACAUCUUUCAUAUCCAUUGAUAUGGAAACGUGUACAUACAUACAUACAGUGUCAUAUGUUAUACAUACUGUUAAAUCUUCAACAUGUUGUUUCUGACAACUGGGUUGCCGAUGUCAAAAUGUUAAUAUUUCAUUUACUUUAUUGUUUGUGCGUUUCUCUCCCUAGAGGUCCCUUAUAUAUCUCUAGUAGAGGAUUGUGUACAGCCCACACAGUGCUAUUCUCACCCACUAACCCUGUCAGAAUUCUACAUGCUGUAAAUCUCAUCCUCUUUUUUAUUUUGUUUGUCUUUUAUGGAUGUGUCAGUGAACCUCUUGAGGCUGUAGCCAAAUGUGUGAGCUUUAACCCCACAGGGACACACAGACGCCUUGUGAACAUGCCUCUUGUGCAUAUGUAUAUAUUGUAUGUAAACCUGUAAAUCUUUGAUAUUUGUGGCUGUGAAAUGAACCUAUGUACACUGUAUUGUAGCUAUUUAAGAGAAGAUGAUGAGAUUGCAAAAAGAUAUUGUUAAUAAAUACUAAUUAAGUGUACUGUGAA
Molecule: messenger RNA, 3542 nt
Organism: Plectropomus leopardus (leopard coralgrouper)
Lineage: Eukaryota; Metazoa; Chordata; Actinopteri; Perciformes; Serranidae
Gene: mfsd2ab
Product: MFSD2 lysolipid transporter A, lysophospholipid b
Biological process (GO): fatty acid transport; lysophospholipid translocation; lipid transport across blood-brain barrier
Cellular component (GO): plasma membrane
Molecular function (GO): fatty acid transmembrane transporter activity; lysophospholipid:sodium symporter activity
Source: RefSeq, a predicted model, not a curated record